Messenger RNA from Bathycoccus prasinos, 1272 nucleotides. RefSeq lists its product with no specific name. Gene Ontology annotation, cellular component: intracellular anatomical structure. Bases 1 to 1272 code for a protein of 423 amino acids. Lineage: Eukaryota; Viridiplantae; Chlorophyta; Mamiellophyceae; Mamiellales; Bathycoccaceae. The record is from RefSeq and is a predicted model, not a curated record. The transcript has a single exon.
AUGGAAGGAGGAACACCCACGACAGCGGGUGGUUUGACGCAAACUCUCGUGGCGACUUUGAUGCGCGAGAAAGGAGGCUUAGGAAAGCUUUUCUCCCGCUCUGAUGAGGAUAAAAACGCCAACAACAACGCGCUCGUGGUUGUUGGCGCGGCGGCUCUUUCGGCGUCGUCCGCGAUGAUGGUGUGGUAUUUCGCGUACAAAAAAUCGUCGUCUCACAUUUCGUCGGGAAAUUUGAAAAAAAAGGACUGUGUCAAAGCGUUGGAUUUGAUUCCGCACCCGGAAGGUGGCUAUUUCAGAGAAACCCACAGGUCUGGGGCGACGCCGAUGGCAAGUCGAGGGAAAACAGAUUCGAACGGAGAUUUGGUGAAAACGUCGUCCGGAGGGAAUGCGAGGAACACGAUGACGUCUAUUUACUAUUUGAUUGAGGAUUACCAAGGAUUGGUGUGUAACAAGAGCGACCACGUGCAUUAUUUUCACUACGGGUGUACGGUGCUGUAUCACAUCGUCAAUCCAUCCACGGGAGAGUAUUACGUGGAACGAUUAGGUUCAAAUUUGAGUAAGGGCGAUAAACCACAAGUCGUUGUGCCUGGAAAUUAUUUCAAAGCGGCGACUUUAGAGAAGACGAAAAGUUUUGACUUUGCGCUUUUAGGCGAAGGCGUCGGACCCGGGUUUGAUUUUCGCGACUUUGAGUUUGUGAGUAAAGAGAAGUUAAAGAGGAAUUUGUCGAACAAGAGUAACUUUUUCGUUUUAGAGAGGUUGUGCAAGCCAGGCAUCGAAGACACGGACAAGUUUUACGAGAAGACAGAUAAUAAUAAGAAGAAGAACAACAAGAAUAAGAACAAUACGAAUAACAAUAGAAAUGGAUCGAGCGAUAAGUUGUCGAAAGGAAAAGAUAUAUCAGCUCCCGGUUUGAAGAAAAUUCCGACGCCGAAGAUAGGUGGAGGACAAAGUACCAACGCAGUAGCAGCGCCGGUGAACGGUGAAGCAAAGUCGCCACAACCACCACUCCCACCCUCGCCGCCGCCUCCGAAUGCGUUGCGAACGACACCCAACGGUAAUACGGUUUUGGCCGACAGAAAACUCACGCGUUCGAUGGCGACCAACCCGCAGAUUCGCUUCGACGAUAUCGGUCAAUCCACGCCUCAGUUUAAACCGCCAAAAAAUAUCAACCGAAUCGACCGAGAUAACGUGGAAAUCACGCCGAUGGGUUUGAAAACGAGACCAGAAGAAGACGAAGGCGAUAAGUCGUUGGAAUUGGAAAGCCCGCUUUAA